CUUCAUUCGCUCACUUGCUCGGUUCUGAGAUGAGUAUGACGGUCUCCCAGAGCGCGGAUAAAGGUCCGCUGGUCGAUGCCGAGGGCUCUUCCUCCCCCUCCAGAGAUGGCUCGGAGAGGCCCGACGGCCAGUCGCCAUCGCCAUCGCCAUCGCCAUCGCAGUCGCCCUCCCAGGCCUCACCGUCUGCCGACGCCGACGACAACGCCAAUGGGGCCCUGGAGAAAUCCCCCACGGGUCCCCCGCUGGACCGCGUGCCUUCGCAGGCGCAGAAGCUGGGGAAGAAAAAGAUCAUCGUGGUGAUGACCGCGCUGUGUCUGGUAUUAUUCCUGGCCGCUCUAGACAUGACAAUCGUCUCAACCGCCCUCCCCACCAUCGCCACCCACUUCCACGCCUCGGAGAGUGGAUACUCAUGGAUCGCCUCGUCCUACAUGCUGGCCAACGCCGCCUGCGUGCCCCUCUGGGGCAAGAUCAGUGAUGUCUGGGGCCGCAAGCGCAUGAUCCUCAUCGCCAACUUCUUGUUCCUGGUCGGCAGUCUCGUCUGCGCUCUUGCGAUUAACCUGCCCAUGAUCAUUGCGGGGAGAGCGGUCCAGGGUGCCGGUGGUGGUGGGAUCAUUGUGUUGGCGAAUAUCUGUGUCUCGGAUUUGUUCAGUGUUAGAGACCGUCCGAUGUACUACGGCCUGUUUGGCUCGACGUGGGCUAUUGCUGGUGCGCUGGGGCCGAUUGUUGGUGGCGCGUUCACUACGGAUGUUACAUGGCGGUGGUGCUUCUAUCUCAACCUCCCCAUCGGCGGCAUCUCCCUGGUGAUCCUCAUCUUCUUCCUCAAAAUCGAAUCCAGCCAAGUGCCCUUCCUGGCGGGCAUCCGGUCGAUCGACUGGCUGGGCAACUUCCUCAUGAUCGGGGGAACGCUGAUGUUCCUCUUCGGCCUCGAAUUCGGCGGCGUCAACUACCCCUGGUCCUCCCCGACCGUCAUCUGCCUGAUCAUCUUCGGGAUCUUCACCUGGGCCCUGGCCUUCCUCAACGAAUGGAAACUGGCGCGCUACCCAGUCAUCCCCAUCCGGCUAUUCCAAAACACGCACAACGUGCUGAUGCUCCUCAUCUGCUUCUGCCACAGCUUCGUCUUCAUCUCCGGCUCCUACUACCUCCCCCUCUACUUCCAAACCGUGCUCCUGGCCACCCCCAUCAUGAGCGGCGUGUACGUCCUCCCCACGGUCCUCAGCCUCUCCAUCUUCUCCGCCUUCACCGGCAUCGUGAUCAAAAAAACCGGCCGAUACCGCGAACUCAUCAUCGCGGGUCUGUUCCUCAUGACCCUCGGCUACGGCCUCUUCAUCAACCUCCAACCCACCGCCUCCUGGCCCCGCAUCAUCAUCUACCAGAUCAUCGCCGGCAUCGGCACCGGCCCCAUCUUCCAGGCCCCUCUCGUCGCCCUCCAAGCCAACAUCCAUGUCUCCGACAUGGCCUCCGGCACCGCCACCUUUUCCUUCCUCCGCCAGGUCUCCGCCGCCAUCUCCAUCGUCCUCGGCACAGUUAUCUACCAGAACGUCUUCCAUCAGCAGAUGCCCACCGUCACCGCCGCCAUCGGCGCCACAGACGCCGACGCAAUCGAAUCCUCGUUCUCCGGCUCCGAGGGGGAUCUCAUUCGCUCGCUGCCCGAGAGUGAGAGGAGGGUCGUCCUGGAUGCGUAUACCUUUGCGCUGAGUCGCAUGUGGAUCUUUUAUACGGCCAUGGCUGGGUUGGCGCUUUUUGUCAGCUUUUUUAUUAAGCCGGUCGUGUUGAGUAAGGCGCAUGUUAUUAAGAAGACUGGGUUGGAGGAGCAGGAGAGGGCAAGGUUGGAGGUUUUGAGGGAUAGAGAGGGGCAGGCGAGGGAGAAGGAGGGAGAGGUGGUUUAA
Molecule: messenger RNA, 1886 nt
Organism: Aspergillus heteromorphus CBS 117.55
Lineage: Eukaryota; Fungi; Ascomycota; Eurotiomycetes; Eurotiales; Aspergillaceae
Product: MDR family MFS transporter
Exons: 5
Coding region: 30-1886 (618 amino acids)
Biological process (GO): transmembrane transport
Cellular component (GO): membrane
Molecular function (GO): transmembrane transporter activity
Source: RefSeq, a predicted model, not a curated record